Messenger RNA from Hirundo rustica (Barn swallow), 1714 nucleotides. RefSeq names its product endoplasmic reticulum-golgi intermediate compartment 1 (gene ERGIC1). NCBI's taxonomy places the organism in Eukaryota, Metazoa, Chordata, Aves, Passeriformes, Hirundinidae. The coding region runs from base 86 to 958 and encodes 290 amino acids. The record is from RefSeq and is a predicted model, not a curated record. The transcript has 10 exons. Gene Ontology annotation, cellular component: COPII-coated ER to Golgi transport vesicle; endoplasmic reticulum; Golgi membrane. Gene Ontology annotation, biological process: retrograde vesicle-mediated transport, Golgi to endoplasmic reticulum; endoplasmic reticulum to Golgi vesicle-mediated transport.
CCCUGCAGCCGCCGGCAGCGAGGCCACAGCCGGGGCCGGGGGCGGCGGCGCCCGCAGCCCGCCCGCCACCACCACCGCCACCACCAUGCCCUUUGACUUCAGGAGGUUUGACAUCUACAGGAAGGUGCCAAAAGACCUUACGCAGCCAACCUACACGGGGGCCAUUAUCUCUGUCUGCUGCUGUCUCUUCAUAUUGUUUCUCUUCCUGUCUGAGCUCACCGGAUUCAUAGCCACUGAAAUAGUGAACGAGCUCUACGUGGAUGAUCCAGACAAAGACAGCGGAGGGAAAAUAGAAGUGAACCUGAACAUCAGUUUGCCAAACCUGCACUGUGAAUUGGUUGGACUGGACAUCCAGGAUGAAAUGGGAAGGCACGAAGUGGGUCACAUUGACAACUCGAUGAAGAUCCCUCUCAAUAACGGGGAUGGCUGCAGGUUUGAGGGCCAUUUCAGCAUCAACAAGGUCCCUGGCAACUUCCACGUGUCGACGCACAGCGCGACGGCGCAGCCCCAGAACCCCGACAUGACUCACGUCAUCCACAAGCUCUCAUUUGGGGACAAGUUACAGGUCCAUAACGUUCACGGAGCCUUCAAUGCCUUGGAGGGAGCAGACAAGCUCAGCUCAAACCCCCUUGCCUCCCACGACUACAUCCUGAAGAUCGUGCCCACGGUGUACGAGGACAUGAGCGGCAAGCAGCGCUACUCCUACCAGUACACGGUGGCAAAUAAGGAAUACGUCGCCUACAGCCACACGGGCCGCAUCAUCCCGGCCAUCUGGUUCCGGUACGACCUGAGCCCCAUCACAGUGAAAUACACAGAGAGGAGACAGCCCCUGUACAGGUUUAUCACAUCGAUAUGUGCCAUCAUUGGAGGAACAUUUACUGUAGCUGGGAUCCUCGACUCCUGCAUUUUCACAGCAUCAGAGGCCUGGAAGAAGAUCCAGCUGGGCAAAAUGCAGUAGCAGUGAAACUCUACCCUCGACUCCAAGGACAGGAGCAAAGAUUGAGAAAUCUACCACUACCUGUUUUUUGUCUUUAUUUUCUAUUUGAUUCAAUCAGUAUGUUUUUUUUCUCUAAUCAGGCUGUUCAGUGAAGACAUCUUCAACAAAUCAAAGAAAUCUCCAUGCAUUUCAGAGCUCUGAGAGGGAAAAAUCAGUGCAAUCAGGGUGUGGAUUUCGAUUCCCUCCCCCCAGAAAGAGAGGUUGAAAUGCCACAUCAGGUCUAAGUAAGGAUGGCAGCCUGUCCUCUGGGAGCUUCCUAUGGCAGUGUACACACGAGGGUGGCAAAGGGCUGAACUGUCCUGUGGCACUUUCUGGGGUUCUGUUGGGUUUGCGUGAUCAGACAAUCGACCUUUUGUAUAGGGCAAAGUUACACAUGAGGAAGAAAUUCCACCCGUGGUGCCAAAAAGGUGAUGUAUCUGUUGGUGAGGAAUGGAAAGUGUUAGUCCCACACAGCAAACCUAAGAGACAGAGGGCAGAAAUAACAAACCAAGAAAUGUUUUGUUAUUGGAAGCUCAGUUGUUCAGAUACAACCUUUCUAACAAAGUGAGAAAAGGAGAAGAGGAAGCCUUCCCCAGCUACCUUUUCCUGGUGAUCCUAGCAGUGGAGGGCAUUUCUUUUACUCUGGAUGUAAAAAAAGUGGUUUCAUUUCUUCCCACUGACUGAAUAUCCAGUCUUGUGUUUACAGGUGGCAUGAAGUAAAAACCAAACUGAGCAACA